AUUACGUUGGCCACCCUAGCAACCAAAUUGACAAUUCUAGAAACUUAUUUGGCAACGAAAAAAGCGUAAAUACGUUUAUUUAUACGAUUCUUGUUGUUUUACUUGCUUAUGGAUCCGAUAAAGGAGGUUGUACCCAAAGAUGGCACGAAAAGCCCCCCCAACGAAAGUCCGGCCAGGAAAAAACAUAAAAAGGAACACAAGCACAAGCAUAAAAAGCAUAGCGCGGAUAAGGAGAAGACCGAAAAGGCAAAAAAGCAUAAAAAACACAAAAAGCACAAGCACAAGCCAAAAAAUGGUGCGGAGGAGGUAAAGGGCGAAAAAACUAAGGCGGCCGAGAAAAAGUCGCCGGAAGUCGACAAAAAUACCGUAAAGACGCCGGAAGUGAAGAAAAAAACGAAAGAAAGCGAGAAAAAUGACAGAUACACACCGUCGCCAAAAAAAGUUGAGGAUAAAACGGCCAACGGUGAGGUUGUUAGAGAGAAAAACGGUAAAAGUGAGGUUAAAAAGUUGAAAACGGACCCGGAAAAUGUGGUGAACAACAUAUCGAAGGGGCUAACAAACAUGCAUUCCUUGGAGGUUAUAUCAUCCGAGAGUGAUGAGGAUGUCCCCGAAGUUGAUUGUGACAGUGAUGGCAUCAAUGUUGAUGUUAUCGAAGCCGACAUGGAUUUGGAGGAAUUGAUGAAACAAAAGGAGUUGCUGCAAGCCCAACUGAUGGAUGCUGAAGAUGGUAAGCCUAUCGAGGAGAUUAUCCUCUUGGAUUCUGAUGAGGAGGUCGGGAAAAUAAAAAAAAAGGUUACCGCUGGUAGGAAAAGGAGUCGCAGUAGGGAGAGGAGGGUCGUAAUUAGGGAGAAAGUGAGGGAGGAAGUGAGGCACAGAGAUGCUUACAAAGGGGAGCUGGAUAAAUAUUCCAGGGAUAGAGAGAGGGAUAGGUUUGGUCACAACAGGCAAAAUAGACAGCAGAACGACGAUAGGUACUCCAGGGAGAACGAUAGGGAUAGAAAUAGGGAUAUGUACAACAGACGCGAUAGGGAUAGAUCCGUUGAAAGGUAUAGAUCGAGAGAGAGAGAUAGAAACAACCGCGACAACGCAAGACGGGACGAUAGGUACAGAUCGUACAGGGACCGUUCCCGGGACCGUUCCCGGUGCCGGGAUCACAAAAGAAGGCACGAAAAAACCGACAAGUACAAAGACUCGCUCAGCGAGGGCAUGAAGCGCAAAGCCGACGAUUCUGAGAGCGAGGAUGACAUCGACAUCGACCUGAACAUAGACGAGGAGGACGAAGAAGCGAUUAUUCUGAAGCGCAGGAAAGAGCGCGAAGAACUUUUGAAACGCCUGGGGGCCGUCGAUGAAGACUCCAACACCAACGUGUCGAGCAAAACCGACGAUGACGUGCAAAUUAUCGAAGAAGAGCAAGAGCAAGAGCAACCGAAAAAAGCUCAAGUUCAGGAAAAGGAAAAGGUGGUGGACGACGAGCAGUCUUUGACGCCGCCUUUGCUGCCCAGCAUGAAAGUGGUCGAGCAGGACAAAAAAGAGGACAAACUUAAGCCGAAAGAAUGGGACAUGUUUGCGGAACAGGACAGCUUUAAAGCCAACGCAGCGUCGCCAAGCACGAUAGUUACGAAGGGUUCGGGGGCGGAAAACCCGGCCCUGACCGAUAAUUGGGACGACGCCGAGGGUUACUAUAGAGUCAGGAUCGGGGAAAUUUUGGACACCCGGUAUAUGGUGUACGGUUACACAGGUCAGGGCGUUUUCAGUAACGUGAUCAGGGCUAGAGACCAAGCGAGAGGAAAUCAGGACGUGGCGGUCAAAAUAAUCAGGAACAACGAGAUAAUGCACAAAACGGGUUUGAAAGAGCUGGAAAUACUAAAAAAGCUAAACGAUGCGGAUCCGGACGACAAAAUGCAUUGCCUGAGGUUGAUAAGACAGUUUUUCCACAAGCAACACUUGUGCAUGGUGUUUGAACCUUUGGCCAUGAAUUUAAGGGAAGUUUUGAAAAAGUACGGCAAAGAUGUUGGACUACAUAUCAAAGCUGUGCGCAGUUAUACGCAACAAUUACUUUUAGCACUGAAACUAUUGAAAAAGACUGGAAUACUACAUGCAGACAUAAAACCCGACAACAUCCUGGUGAACGAGAGCAAGCUCGUGCUGAAGCUGUGCGACUUCGGCUCCGCUUCGGUCGUGAACGAGAACGAGAUCACGCCGUAUCUCGUGUCGAGGUUCUACCGCGCGCCCGAGAUCAUCCUCGGCAUGCCGUACGAGUACGGCAUCGACAUGUGGUCGGCCGCGUGCACCGUCUACGAGCUGUACACCGGCCGCAUCCUCUUCUCCGGCAAGUCCAACAACCAGAUGCUCAAGUUUUUCAUGGAGGUGAAGGGCAAGUUCCCCAACAAGGUGGUGAGGAAGGGCGCCUUCAAAGAUCAGCACUUCGACGCCAACUGCAACUUCUUGUAUCACGAGAUCGACAAGGUCACCGAAAGGGAAAAAAUCGUGGUAAUGACGGUGGUGAAGCAGAGCAGGGAGCUGCAGCAAGAGCUGGUGGCCGGUCAAGCUCUGCCGCCGGAUCAGCUGCGGAAAGUGACGCAGCUGAAGGACCUUCUGGAGAAGGCGCUGUCGAUCGACCCGGCCAAAAGAAUCAGCCUGAACAACGCUCUAACUCAUCCCUUUAUCCAGGACAAGAUUUGAACUGUUUGAGUCUGUUGUUUUUGUGUUGAGAGGUAAACGAAACAGGACAAAAAACUCAAGAGUUGUUGUUAUUACUAUUAAAAACAAAAAAUAAUCGUAAUCCAAAUGCGUUCAUACUUACUAA
Messenger RNA from Brassicogethes aeneus, 2806 nucleotides. The record is from the annotation of a GenBank genome assembly. Lineage: Eukaryota; Metazoa; Arthropoda; Insecta; Coleoptera; Nitidulidae.